Messenger RNA from Aureobasidium melanogenum CBS 110374, 567 nucleotides. RefSeq lists its product as uncharacterized. NCBI's taxonomy places the organism in Eukaryota, Fungi, Ascomycota, Dothideomycetes, Dothideales, Saccotheciaceae. The transcript has a single exon. The record is from RefSeq and is a predicted model, not a curated record. The annotation marks the transcript as partial.
CUGCUUGCCAUUGCAGAAUCCUUGUUCAUGAUAACGUCUAUUGCUUUUAGGAUUUCGCUGGCAAUUUUCUUUCGUCGAUUUCUCGUCGAUCGCACACAACGCCAAUUGGUAUUGGGAAUCACAGGCUUGUAUUGUGGUGUAGCCGCAUUUGCCUUCUUCCUCUGUCUGUUCCCAUGUGGCGCACCUGUUCAUAUGGCCGCAAAGCGGAUCAAUGGCAAAUGUAUCCCAAACAAUUGGUGGAAUGGACUCCUUUAUUUCCAUGGCGCCCUCUCAGCACUUGCGGACUGGUUCUUCGCAUUGCUACCGCUAGUGGUCCUAUGGAAAUCCACGAUGCCAGCCAGAAACAAGCUGGGCGUGUCUCUGUUGAUGCUGCUUGCAGUUUGUGGUUCGAUAUGUGCCGUCCUUCGCACCAUCUAUGUUGGAAGUCUCCGUUUCCACGCUGCAUAUUUCGAUCCGCAACACCCGACAUAUUAUCACACCACUGCUCUGGUAAUCAACAUGGCUGUGCUGGAGUUGGGCCUCGGAAUCACAGCGGCAUCCGCAGCAUGCCUUAUGCCCCUGUUUAGG